Messenger RNA from Didymodactylos carnosus, 342 nucleotides. The record is from the annotation of a GenBank genome assembly. Lineage: Eukaryota; Metazoa; Rotifera; Eurotatoria; Philodinida; Philodinidae.
AUGAUAGUCACGCCUGAAAAACAAAUAAACACAAUAGAUUACAAUGGUAGUAAAUAUAUCGGUGAAGUUAACGAAAAUGGAAAAUCAGAUGGGCAAGGAAGUGAAUGGCGAUCUGAUGGUAAUCAUUAUGAAGGACAGUUUAAACCAGCAAAUUAUGGAGGCCAUGACGUUUAUUAUUAUGCACUAGGAAAAGAACAAAUUAAGUACGAUGGUGAAUUUCGAAAUGGUGAACGAAAUGAACAUGGCAUUGAGUAUUAUUCUAAUGGUGACAGAUACGAUGGAAAUUGGAUUAAUAACAGCAGAGAAGGUCAAAGUACUCAUACAUUUAAGAGCAGAGAGUAG